Necator americanus (New World hookworm) is the source of this 321-nucleotide messenger RNA. RefSeq lists its product as uncharacterized. Bases 1 to 321 code for a protein of 106 amino acids. The transcript has a single exon. The record is from RefSeq and is a predicted model, not a curated record. NCBI's taxonomy places the organism in Eukaryota, Metazoa, Nematoda, Chromadorea, Rhabditida, Ancylostomatidae.
AUGCGACGAAAUCUUUACUUUUGCCCCCCUUCUGCCGAAAAUUCUACGGAUAAGAGAUCGGGCAAACCAAGAUUAAAAGAAGGGAAGAUGAAAGGGGCCAAAAGAACCCAGGCUCCUCUCCGAACCCCGAAAACUCCCUCGAGCAGCGCAUUCGAGGGUGUACGGUCAAUGGUUGUUCGACAUGAUAGUCCUGCAUGGAUUGCGCAAUAUGCUGAUUUAUGUGACGGCGAGGUAAUCGUCUUCGUCGGUCACAACGGUUUUGUUGAGAUAAGCGCGUCGAAACCAAUAGUCGCUGGAAAUGUGAAGCAUCCUAGCAGUUGA